AUGACUAGCCAAAGUAAACGCAGACAGUGGAAGUCCACCCAAGAUGCGCAUAGUGCUUCGUCUCAUCCCCCGCAGAACAUACGACAACGGAUAUCAUCAGGAUUCUCCAUCAUAAAGCGAGUCAUUACCCCAGGCAAACUCCGGACUAGGAAUCCUUCAGUAAACCGCUCCCAAACUGCACUUGCUCUCAUCGAGCCACUUGGUGCACAUCAUCACGGUGUCGCUUCUCAUAUUCCAUCUGCUCGAAAUUCACGAGCCGCUCCUGAACUGCCUUUCAUUCAUCUUAUUUCCGAUCCGGGCCCCGAAGAGCCUUAUUCCUAUGAUUGGAAUCACUAUUGUCCCUUUCCCAGAUUCCAAGAGCCAACGUGUCAUUUCCGUGACCUGGGGCAUUUGACUGGCACCAGGACUACGAUAUUGACUUGGACCAGAAGCAGACCGUGCAGUGAGUGUGGAUCUCAAAGCGCAAAUUCGCAACUGGAACAAGGAAGAAACGGGCAAGCAAACGAGACGAGGAAGAGGUCUGGAUUGGGACAGAAAAUUAUAUCAACACGCCCUAUUGGCACAGCGGUGACGACAGACAGUAGAGUGGUGGGUAGUUCUGCUAGCCAAGUUGGAGAGAUAGCAGAGUCACGUCAGACGCAAACGCAGACACCGAACCAGCUUUCCUCACCCGUGGGCUCUCAUCAAUCCACUACGCGCGGCACGAUUCUGGCACAGCACAUCAGCCAUUACCGUUCUAAAUCUCCAGCACUACACCACCUGCCCCUGUCCCAUUCCAGCGACUAUCCUUACGUACACAAACACGAAGUCUUCCAACAUCUCGAGGCCCUGCGCGCAGGCUCGCAUAGUCCGCCAAGACGUAGCCCUGAUGCAGGGGGUCGUACGCCCAGACAUACGGAUAGGCAAAUCGAGGACUCGAUCGAUUUUACGGAGACUGUAUCUUAUAGCCAGAAGAGAAGCAGGUGGAGAACAGAGGGAAUUGAGAGACCGCGAUCUAGAGGGAGAGGCAGAAUGAUGGACACUAUCUUAAUGAUCGCAAACUAUAACAGUGAUAUUGGAACGCGCACUGGGUAUCAAAACCACCAUGAUGGGCGCGUGUUUGCAGUGGAGGAAGAUGGACCGGAGAUUGGGCAGACUAACCACUCCUUACGAUCUGGUAGAACGGGUACAAUAGACAGAACUGAUCCGCAGGAUGGCCAGAUUGUUGAGGAAAUGCGCGUUGAGCCGAAGGGCGGUUCAGAGAGCGAAGAGUUGAGACUGAGAGGAGGUGAUGAUGUUGAGCAGGAAGAAAAAAUCUGCGGCUUCAGUUCGUGCCAAUGGCUUUUACUUGGGCUGUGUGCCCAAUCAUCGAGAAUAGCAGGCUUAGAAGAGCUACCGCCAGCUCGCGUCGUCUCACCUAGUCGCCUGUCUCGCAGACGUCACGAAGGUCCCCGAACCGCGCAUAUACCAGUGAAUAUCCUGCAAGGCCGUCGCACACAACCUCCAGGCCACGAUAUUAUCCCUUGGCCUUUUCCCGGACUCAGAGGAGGCGCCGGUUCACGUUCAUCCACGUUUUCGAGCACAGACAGGCUACCACCAACGUUGUUCUGGCUCUCGGGCGGCAAAGGCAGACCGAUGACUGUGGCGGGAUGGAGACGGUUGAGGUCGAAGAAGAGAAUGGGUGGCUUGGUAGGUAUGGCUGUAUUCGGUAGAAGGGCCGGGGUGGAGUACAGUGGGAGGAAGGGUGGCGAUGAGAGCGGAGUAAGCGUUGUCGAUGAGUCCGUGAAGAUGGCGUCAUUAGAGGCAGAAGGCCAGGGUGUAGGUGCAAAUGGGGGGAAUAGGGAAGGGGAUGUUUAG
Molecule: messenger RNA, 1836 nt
Organism: Plenodomus lingam JN3
Lineage: Eukaryota; Fungi; Ascomycota; Dothideomycetes; Pleosporales; Leptosphaeriaceae
Source: RefSeq, a predicted model, not a curated record